Messenger RNA from Cucurbita moschata (crookneck pumpkin), 1533 nucleotides. RefSeq lists its product as uncharacterized. The record is from RefSeq and is a predicted model, not a curated record. Gene Ontology annotation, molecular function: zinc ion binding; nucleic acid binding. The transcript is spliced from 3 exons. NCBI's taxonomy places the organism in Eukaryota, Viridiplantae, Streptophyta, Magnoliopsida, Cucurbitales, Cucurbitaceae. Bases 1 to 1533 code for a protein of 510 amino acids.
AUGGAGUGCCCAGAGAACCAAAAGGUCGCCUGUGCAACCUUCGUCCUACAAAAGGACGCAGAGAUAUGGUGGAGAGAUAACAAAACCCUCAUUAACCCAGAAGGGGGACCAAUGAACUGGGAACGAUUUAAGGAGGCCUUCCUUAAAGAAUAUUAUCCUAAGUCAGAGCGACUUAAAAGGCAGCAGGAGUUUGCCCACCUGGUACAGGGAGGACUCACAGUGGAGAAGUACAAUAGAGAGUUUAAUAAACUCAAGAGAUUUGCACCGUCCAUGGUGGACACUGAGGAAAAGAUGACAGAGAAAUUUGUAUUGGGUUUGGAACCAAGAAUCCGCCGCAUGUUGGAGGCGUUCAACCCAAAGACCUAUGAGGAAGCCUUGAGAACUGCCAAGGCUUUAGAGAAACCAAAGGAUGAGAAACGACGUGAAGAGCCAGUUAUAAUUAGGCAGAAGCGUCCUCAUGAAUCAGGAGGCUCUGACCGUCCACCACCAGCACGUAGGCACCGUUCCAAUAACAGACCCGCUCCUAGAUGGGAUGAGCGACGCCCACCCCGACAUACUGACAGGAACCCUAGGAAUCAAGAUGGGGCCAGAGGGAGGAGAGAGGAAGGGUGCACUAUUUGUGGAAGACUACACGGUGGGAGGUGCAUGGCUGGCAGCCGAGCGUGUUAUAGAUGUGGUCAAGAGGGGCACAUCGCCGUGAACUGCACGGCCGGAAAUGCUGCAGCACAAGCAAACCCGCUCAGAGUAGUAGAGCAAACGGAUCAACCAGCACCACCGCGAGCUCAAGCUAGGGCAUACGCGUCAACCAGCAAGGACACUGGGAGGUCCGACGUCGUGGUGACAGAUUUCGACGUCAUACUAGGCAUGGAUUGGUUAGCUGAAAAUCGAGCUAGUAUAGACUGUCACCAAAAGGAAGUAAAAUUUUCACCACCGAUAGGACCUACCUUUAAAUUUAAAGGCACAAAUACCGGGAUUACCCCCAGGGUAGUCUCGAUGAUGAAAGCAAAGAAGUUAGUGCAACAAGGUGGAUGGGCUAUAUUAGCAUGUGCUGUAGACGUGAGAGGAAAGGAAGAGACCCUAGUAAACGUGCCAAUAGUAAACGAGUUUCCGGAUGUAUUUCCGGAUGACUUACCUGGAAUACCCCCUUCCCGAGCGGUCGACUUCGUCAUCGAACUCGAGCCGGGAACUGGGCCUAUUUCCAAAGCACCCUAUCACAUGGCACCAGCUGAGUUGAAAGAACUCAAGCUACGGAAGGAGUUCCCGGAGAUCCUCUUCAAGGAUGGCAAAUCCGUCGAUAAUUUUUCCAUGCGGAUAAUGGGACUUGCCAACAACAUCACCACUCUUGAUGGGAGCAUCAGCGAGAUGGAGAUCGUGAAGAAGAUGCUACAAGUCGCCCCAGAUCACUGCGAGCAACUCGCAAUUUUGAUCGAGACAUUGCUUGACAUGAACGAUCUAAUGAUGGAAGAGGUGACCAGAAGAUUGCACAACGUCGAGGAGAGGAAAAAGAAUACUACUUCAGCUAUUGAAAAGUAG